Molecule: messenger RNA, 936 nt
Organism: Eremothecium cymbalariae DBVPG#7215
Lineage: Eukaryota; Fungi; Ascomycota; Saccharomycetes; Saccharomycetales; Saccharomycetaceae
Exons: 1
Coding region: 1-936 (311 amino acids)
Biological process (GO): Golgi organization; protein secretion
Cellular component (GO): Golgi apparatus
Source: RefSeq, a predicted model, not a curated record
AUGUGUAUUCUGCUUGCGACCACUGAUCAUCCAGACUAUAAACUAAUACUUAUCUCUAAUAGGGACGAAUUUUAUGAGCGGCGGACUCAUGUCACAUGUUGGCAUCAAGAUGGGGUUAUAUUGGCUCCUUACGACAUUUCUAAUAGCGAAAAUGCCAGUGAUGCAUCAAAAGCUGAGCUCUCUUAUGGGACAUGGCUGGGUAUUAAUCGGGUAGGGCAUGUUUCAGUCCUUUUGAACUUAAAGGAAGUGAGUGAGGCGGUGAAUCCAGGUGCUGGUAAUCGUAAAUCGAGAGGUAAUGUGACUGUGGCUUUCCUUCGAGACUUGAGUAAUGGGAAUUGGGACAAGUGGAAUAACUAUGAGAAGUUUAGUGAACAUUUCGCUGCAUUAGAUGAUACUCAGUCAUUUACUUUAUUCUACGGGGAUAUCAAAACGGGUGAUUUUGGUUUAAUUGAUUCUUAUAAACGGUCAAUGAAUCCAUUUUCUAGUAAACAGCCAUACGUUGUUAUCUCAAAUAGCCGGGUUAACUGUGAAGAUGAGGGGCCUCGAUGGAAAAAGGUUGUCGAAGGUGAACAGUUGCUCAAGGAACUUGUAAAGGGUAACUUGAAUGUGUCGAAAGAGCAUUUACUUCAAAAGUGCUUUGAAUUAGCAGGAACGUCACAGUUCGAUGUCAAUGGGGUGAUUCAAGUAACAGACACCUCCCUUCCUGAGAAAACUAUCUUUGUUCCGACACUCAAGGCUGCUGGUAAUAGUAGUAUGGGUGUGUCGAAGAUUGUUGGUGAAUAUUAUGGUACCAGGACUACUAUUGUAAUUCUAGUAGACAACUUCAACCAUGUUACAAUGCAUGAGCAUGUUAUUCAUGAUUCUGACAAAGAUAUAGGUCUAAGUUCAGCUAUGAAUCCAAAAACAAAAGUUGCAUAUGAAUUUGAUAUUCAAUAA